Silurus meridionalis is the source of this 2238-nucleotide messenger RNA. It is a transcript of the gene hoxd4a, whose product is annotated as homeobox D4a. NCBI's taxonomy places the organism in Eukaryota, Metazoa, Chordata, Actinopteri, Siluriformes, Siluridae. Gene Ontology annotation, cellular component: nucleus. Gene Ontology annotation, biological process: regulation of transcription by RNA polymerase II; embryonic skeletal system morphogenesis; anterior/posterior pattern specification. The transcript has 3 exons. Bases 271 to 966 code for a protein of 231 amino acids. The record is from RefSeq and is a predicted model, not a curated record. Gene Ontology annotation, molecular function: RNA polymerase II cis-regulatory region sequence-specific DNA binding; DNA-binding transcription factor activity, RNA polymerase II-specific.
CUGCAGCUAAAGCGUUGUAACCCAAAGACAUUUUCUCUGCUCGCAUGUUUGUUUGUUUUUUGUUGUUGUUGUUUAUUUCCAGAAAGCCUGAGUGAGACACAAGUAUGGCCAAAGAGACAUCCUAAAGCUUUAUAUCUGUCACCAUGUGCUGUCCGACGCUAGAACCUAUAUACAGAUUAUAUCUGGCAGCACAAAACACAAAAAUUACUCAAAAUAUCGGCAAACGACAGAGAACAGAAGGCAUGGAUUAUCCGGAUUCGUUUGAAAUUAAUGGCCAUGAGUUCGUACAUGGUAAACUCCAAAUAUGUGGAUCCCAAAUUUCCUCCAUGCGAAGAGUAUUCGCAGAACAGUUAUAUACCUGAGCAGGGCUCUGGAUACUACAGUCCAUCGCGGGACACUGAUUUCCAGCAUCCAGGGAUCUACUCACGUUCAAACUACUCGGAGCAGCCCUACAGUUGUAAUACUGUGCAUGGCUCAACACAACCGUCGCGGGGUCAUGUGCAGGAGCAAGGCAGCCAUCCUGGAUCUUUAUCCUCUCAAAGCGAGCAGUGCUCUCCGAUUCAAAUAUCUGGCCCGAGGACUUGUGACCAACAACAAAACACAAAGAAUCAGAACGGGACAACCAGGCAACCUGCAAUAGUUUAUCCCUGGAUGAAGAAAGUCCAUGUCAAUACGGUGAACCCAGAUUUCACAGGACCGGAACCCAAGCGCUCGCGGACAGCCUACACGAGACAGCAGGUUUUAGAACUAGAAAAGGAAUUUCAUUUUAACAGGUAUCUAACCAGACGGCGUCGCAUCGAAAUAGCGCACACUCUUUGCCUCUCUGAGCGACAGAUCAAAAUCUGGUUUCAGAACCGAAGAAUGAAAUGGAAAAAAGAUCACAAACUACCCAAUACGAAGGGAAGGUCGACAUCGGCUACAAAACACGUUCAGAAGGACAGCCAAACAGACAUAACAACUUUAUAAAAGAAUGGAAUCAUCUUACCCCAGAAGUACAAAUGGACUGUAUGAUAAACAGUAUUUCGUUGGUCUUUGCAUGGUUUUAAAUCCUGACAUUCCAAACUUUAAGCUAUUUAAUAUGAAGCAGAAGCACACAUCAUUACCAAACGCAGUAUGAACGGAUAUCGCAUCGAAAGGUGCUUAAAUACAAUUUAAAUAUUGUAUAUAUAUAAAGUGACAGAGGGCAUCACAACAUGAUUUACGGGCAGUCAUAAGGUAUAUUUUAAAUUCUUCAAUUAAAAAAUUGCAUUAUAUGAAUGAAAGCAAGUGAAAUUUAGAAAUCACAUUCGUUUCAUGAUUGCUGUUAUAUUUGCCUUGUAGUCAUUAAUCUCCUAAAUGUAUUAUGGCCUGUGAUCAUUUCGAUAAAUUAUUUUUAAUCGAAAGAAGUGGUUUAUGACUUUAGCUAAAAUGUAUUAAAACCAAGCCUGAAAAUAUUCGCAAUUAAUUUACAAAUAUGGUUAAAAAUUCGUUUCCCGUAUUAAAAAUUCUAAAAUGAUUUAAACAUGGCUAGGGCUAAACAAAACUAUUAUAUUUCUGUCUUUAAAAAAUACAAAGGUUUUAUAGCAUUCGUUACUAAAUUCAUAGCGAUAUGGAAAGAACAAAAUAAAGCGUUCUUUGAAAAUGACUCUAAAACAGGAAGCGCAGCAUUUGAAAUCUAUUUUACUUUGUUGACCAUAGUAUUGGAUGCCUUGAAGGUUAUAAAUCUCACUUGACAGUUUUGUAAACAAUGUACAAUUAAAGCAGCUGUAUAUCUGUCUUCCAGAUGUCAUCAGAAAUUCCUAAAUAAUAGUUCAUUUAUUAUUUCACGUACUUCUGGGUUUGAGCUAAACUUUUUUGUAUCUUUAUUUUUUAUUUAUUAAAUGCCAGAAUGAGAAUGUUGAGAGUUCUUGUUUUUAAUGUGUAUGUGAAUUCAAGUUGUCGUUCCUUAAAUAUAUUAUGUUUAGUUAGAAGAAGUGCAUUAUUUUUUAAUUCUAUAUAUUUCUGUAUUUUAUGUAUAUUUUCUACGAGCAAAAUUUUCUAGUAAAGGAAUAAUAGAGCUCAACAAGAAAACGUUUAUUCUCAGAUCACGGAUACCCUGUUGCAAUAAGACACAAUGUGUAUAGUUCGCUAAAAGAAAAUAGGUCUGCUGUUUUUUGGUUCUAUUAAGAUUUUAUUUUGAGCAACAGUCCUGGGCUUCAGCUCUAAAAAUGUGAGAGGAGGUAUUCACAUCGUGAUUAAAGAUUGACUGUUCUACUGUUA